Chondrus crispus (carragheen) is the source of this 177-nucleotide messenger RNA. RefSeq lists its product as hypothetical. Bases 1 to 177 code for a protein of 58 amino acids. The transcript has a single exon. NCBI's taxonomy places the organism in Eukaryota, Rhodophyta, Florideophyceae, Gigartinales, Gigartinaceae. The record is from RefSeq and is a predicted model, not a curated record.
AUGAUCUUCAUUAUUAACUUUGAACAUAAUCCCUUUUUCUCCUGGUCGGCUUUCAUUCGCGGCUUCCUUUUUUGCUUUGGCAAGAGCGCCAAGUGGAGUCGAACGGAUUAUCGGAUCCGGAAAAGCCUUGACCACAACGCCGUCGUUAAUUCCGUUGUCGCUGUGUAUGGGUACUGA